CUAAAAACUUGCUUUUAAUAGGAUCUCCAAGUUUGUGUAUAGGAACACUGCAGAGUAUCCGAAUCACAUCAACAGUUAACGGCACUGGCUCUGGCACUCUCGUUGUCUGUGGUACAAAUCUGACAGAACAUUUAACUAUCAUGGCUGGAAACGAUGAAAUAUUUCCUUCGUCAACCGGGAGAUAUGAGGUGACUGUUAGUGAGAGUGGGUAUCACAGUACAGUCAACAUUACAGUACAUAACCUGACAGAACGGGAUCAGGGCGUCAUACCACUUUUCUUCUUUACCUGCUGCAAAAGGCGUGUUCACAGUCUGAUAUGGGUGGAUUUAAGAGGUAAAGCAGACCUAGUGAAUUUCAGUUAUCAGGUUACAAACGAAAAUACAGAACAUUUUCUACAGUUGCGAUGUGAGGCAACUGGAUAUCCAAGAUCUUUAACAAUCAAAGUUCAUGGUGAAAAAAAUGUUGUUGCACAUAAAUUAUUCAACACAAGGAACUAUCAGCCAACUAUGGAGUUAAAAACACAGAUUACUGAACAAUUGUGUUCACUUCAUAAGAGUUAUGUUUGUGAAGUGACUGACUUUGAAGGAAAUAUAAGAACACGUAUAUUACACUUAUCAGACCCAACAUGCCCCCUUCGUCUUCUUGAUCUCGAAUCCAACAACAGCGUAAUUAACACAAACGUUAACGACACAGCCAUCUUUAAAUUUAACGUCAUUUCUUCUGCUAACCUCACUGUGAUUAAUGACUCGAGCAUAGCAGACGUCAACAUCACUAAAUGUGUGUCGAAUAAUUGCUUUAACGUCACCAUUUCAUGGACCUCCAUUCAAGAAUUAGACUUCAAGAGCAAUACUAUAAUCCUAGCAGCAGCAAAACAUAGUUUACAUUAUCUGAAAGUCUUCUUUUCAUUCAAAUUGAAAGACCUUCCACAGCUUUGCUAUAAUUUGGAUCCUAACCCUAUCUACACAAUCUACACCCGACCCAGCGCGAACCUGACUGUCAACUUUUGUCUGAAGUCUGGUGUAGACAUACAACAUCAACACAAGAUGGAGGUUUAUGUGGACAACCAACGUCUGUCAGACAAAGAUAUACAAGUAACAAAGUAUAACAGCAGAUAUCAGUAUGGACUGGACAUUGUCUUCCACAAUCAAACUAUUGAAACAACGUUACCAAUAGAAAUAAGAGUGUAUAACCUUACGCUCAAGUGUAAAGUAAACAUUAUUGCUACAGAGUCUUGUAACAACGAGAUCAGAAAUAGGCCAAUCCAAGCCAGAUUUGACCAACCACUGACCAUACAGUUUUGUGUUGUCUCAAGCUCUCCACUACACGACUAUAUCGGGAUAAACGGUCACGUGAUCAAACUCAACACGUCACACGUCUCUAGUCUCAACAGGUAUGUUGGUGUAAGGAGAUCAGGAGAUGACACCUACAAUGUUACUAUUCAACUUAGCCCGGCUGAUGUAGAUGGUGUACAGGUCUUCGAAGUAUUGGUGAAAAAUGUAGAGAGGGAAGCUAUGCCUUUUACGUUUCGGGUUACAUUGCUGAGAGAAAACAAAACAAGUAUUGGACCGACACAUACGUCAAUACCUUCGGCUACCACAUCAAGUUUAUCAGACCCAGAUAAUUCAACUCCAGGUCCCACCUCAUCUGAUAAAGGGACCACAUCACCUCAAAGUAUCAAGACGACUAGCUCUGGUGUCACUGUCUUUCUAAUCAUCGGUGCUGCAGCUGCUGUGGUCUUAACUACCAUAAUUAUUAUCGUCGUCGUAGUUUGUAGAAAGAAAGUGAAAAAGUUUCUAGAGUCUAAUUUUUCAUCGUUACAACAGCAGACCAAUUUAAUACGAAGCAACAACGAUUAUUCUGUUCAAACCUUCGAUGCUAAGACAGGACAACUCAAGAACGAUUGUUCCAAGUUUUUGAUUGAUAGACCAGCAACAUUACAGUCUUCAGAUCUUGAGGAAAACAAUAUAUACAUAAAUGCGCCUGAGCGAUCAUUAAACUCUAAAGGUCUGAACUACAUCACUAUAGACCACACCAACUCACGUGACAGCUUGUCCACCAACAGAUCGAGUCACAGUCAGGAUCACGUGAUCUACGUCAAACUGGACUUUCAGAAAAUGGCGAAGAAAGAAAAAAAGAAAUCCAAACACUAACGGAGAUAGGAGAUAAAGAGAUUGUUGCCAUUCAUAGGAAGAGAUAGACAAUUAAAAAAAAUAGUAUACAAAGGGAGAGCAAUUCAGAGUAGGAUAGAGAUGGUCAGAGAGAAAAGUAGGGAAUAGUGAGAAAGGCAGAGAGAUAGGAGAGAGAAAGCGAGAAAUAUAAUGGAGAGAGACAUGCUGAUGGAUAGAGAGAAAGAGAAGGAUGAGAGAGGGAGUAAUAUGCCUGAAUGUAGAACACAAGAAAGUGGAUAUGAAGUCAAUUUCAAAUUUGAUACAAAGAUAUUAUUUUCAGCCGUAAUCAAUGCUUGUUCCGCUUGAUAGCUUGG
This is a messenger RNA of Physella acuta, 2482 nucleotides long. RefSeq lists its product as uncharacterized. The record is from RefSeq and is a predicted model, not a curated record. NCBI's taxonomy places the organism in Eukaryota, Metazoa, Mollusca, Gastropoda, Physidae.